AUGCGUCCAACCGCAGCUCAAUUAUGUGAUUUAUUAAGAAGUUGGUCUGAUCCUAAUAAAUCUGAAUCAUUUGACCAAGUUGUAAUCACUGAAUCUCGUCAACAGAUCCAUCCUCGCGCUUAUUAUACAAGCAGAACCUUACAUUUUUCCGAGGAGGAGGGAAAACCCCCUGUUUGA
Molecule: messenger RNA, 177 nt
Organism: Funneliformis caledonium
Lineage: Eukaryota; Fungi; Glomeromycota; Glomeromycetes; Glomerales; Glomeraceae
Source: the annotation of a GenBank genome assembly